CAUCACUCCAUACCCAUUUGUUACCCGUCUUCACAACAAGUAAAACUCCUCGCUUCAAAUAAACACUAGGCGAUCACAACCUCAACAAUGGCUUCUUCCAAUCCUUCCAACUUUGCGAACUUGCCAAAAGAUGAGCUGAAAGAGAUCGCCGCCAAGGGCGGUCAUGCUUCUCACGGCUCUGCCAACAACGACUCUACUUCUACUGGCGGCAGCGACAAUGCUGACCGUAAUCCUGACGGUACCUUUAAGAAGGGCAGUGAGCUUGCUUCCGAGUUGGGUGCACAGGGUGGUCAUGCUUCCCAUGGCGCUGCAGACACUACCUCGAACAGCAGUGAGGCGGGCCGCAACCCAGACGGCACCUUCACCAAGGGCUCUGAGGUCGCUAGUAAACUUGGCGCGCAAGGCGGACAUGCUUCGCACGGAUCCAACCAAUCCGGUGCUGAGACAUCGAGCAAUGACAGCGGACGCAACCCCGACGGUACAUUCAAGAAGGGCAGUGAACUUGCUUCCGAGUUGGGCACACAGGGCGGGCAUGCCUCGCACUAGGAGCAGCAUGAUUAAAGUGCUGGUCGAUCUCUCAGGGAGCGUUGGACACCGGGGUACUACCACGUGAGGCCAUAAACUUGAUCACGAGACCAUGAAUUGAAUGCAAAACGAAAUACAUGACUUGAUUAUGCAUCUUAUAUAAUGUACGACAAGCUGAGAUGAUCAGGCUUAA
Molecule: messenger RNA, 718 nt
Organism: Alternaria alternata
Lineage: Eukaryota; Fungi; Ascomycota; Dothideomycetes; Pleosporales; Pleosporaceae
Exons: 4
Coding region: 88-546 (152 amino acids)
Source: RefSeq, a predicted model, not a curated record